GUCAAGUAAACAACAGAGGGUAAUCGACCCCUCAGUAUUGAUCUGUGAAUGCUAACUCAGCCCUGGUGGUCUUAGCUCUCCAGUUUCUCCAUCAGAAACGUUAAGAUGAGGAGUAUCCUGCUUUUAGGAUUGCUCAUUACCUUCACAUAUGCGGAAAAAGAGUCUUGUAUGGAACGAUGUGAAAAUGGUUUUGACGCCACCAAAAAGUGCCAGUGUGACUCUAUGUGCACAUACUACCGGAGCUGCUGCGAGGAUUAUGAUGCCAUUUGUCGUAUUAGCACUCGUGGAGACACCUUUCCUUCUUAUCCUGAGGACUAUGAUAAAGACACAAACAGCACAGAGGUGUCUGUAGGUUCUACAUCACCGCACCCAGUUGUGACCUCAUCACCAACCAGGCUGUUGAGACCUUUAUCACUAAUUUUGGACGAAACUGAUGCAAAUUUACCAAUCACAACUAGGGGUACUACCACAACUGCAAGCUCACCCACAACUGUAGACCCAGUACCAACAAAAGCUAAAGACGCUGAUGCUGAGAUCUGCAGUGGACAACCUUUUGAUGCUUUCAUGCAUCUCAAAAAUGGCUCUAUCUAUGCCUUCAGGGGUGAAUACUUUUUCGAACUGGAUGAGAAAUCAGUUUUGCCUGGUUAUCCAAAGCUCAUCCAAGACGUCUGGGGAAUUAAAGGUCCAAUUAACGCGGCCUUCACUCGCAUAAACUGCCAGGGAAAGACAUAUAUCUUCAAAGGUAAUAAAUACUGGAGGUUUGAUGAUGGUGUUCUAGAUGAAGACUACCCUCGAAAUAUAUCUGUUGGAUUUGAUCCAAUACCAGACCACCUGGAUGCAGCAUUUGCCAUUCCUGCCCACAGCCAUCGUGGCAAAGAGAAGGUUUAUUUUUUUAAAGGAGACCAGUAUUACCAGUAUGAAUUCAAGCACCAGCCAUCUCAUGAGGAGUGUGCUAGGAUGUCUUUAACAUCCCCUUCAACCCUGUUCAGCAGAUAUACUGAUAUUUACUACAACCGAUGGGUUGAACACUUCAAUCAGCUUUUCGGUGGAGCUCAAUUGCACCAUGGUGGCCAUCAUUUCAUCGACAAAGACUGGAUUGGCAUCAAAUCUCCUGUGGAUGCUGUGCUAGUUGGCAGACUCUACGUUACUCCGAGAUGGCCUGGAAGGUGGCGACAGGACAGAAAUUACAGAAGGGAAUGGGACCAGCAAUGGAGCCAGCAAAGGGGCCAACAAUGGGGAUCCAGGCGAAGGCAGAAUAGAUCUCCACACUGGGAAACCUGGGCUGAGAGGGGCAUCCAGAUAGGACAGGAGUUCGCUCAAAGGUUUGAGCAGGACAGGUGGCAAGACCAGGACAGACGCAGGGACUAUCAUAAUAGACGGAACGAUUAUGGUUAUGGAGAUAGAUACAACCCUUCUGAAGAUAAAGCCUAUGACAUACUACGCAGGAGACAGCCCUUACAAAGUGUCUACUUCUUCAGAGGAGAUAAGUACUACAGAGUGAAUCUACGGACCAAGAGAGUUGACCUUGCAAACCCUCCAUACCCAAGACCUAUUGCCAAAUACUGGCUCGGCUGCAAAGACACAUCUUUAGCAGAGAAGAGAUGAGAGGCAUUUAUUAGUAUGUAUCAUAAUGAGGAGAAAUAAGCUGUCUUAGUGAUGGGUGACCAAAUCAUUUUUUUUGUUCUCAAAUAUAAUCUACACCCUGUAAUGGUUUUGUCUUGUGUUUUGUUGUUUGGGUCUUUUAUUUUGAAGUCUUGUUUCUGGUUAAAGGCGAAGUAUUCUGUAACUUGGGCCUGCUUACACUAAGCGAGAGAAAGAGAGAGACAAAGGGCAGGCAAACACAUCCUAAAAGGGCACAAAAACUUAAUCCAAUAAACAGGCAACAGGUCAAAAUCUAAAACAUCAAAACAAAAACCAUGAACCAGAGACAAACUACAAAACCCAUGAACGCUUGUAAGGCAGGUGUUACAUUGGCAAUACUUUGCGAUGUGCAAUGGUGAAUGAACCCGCUUUAUACUAACAAACAGGAAGUAAAUGGUGAAGUGAGACAUGGGAUGAUUACAAAAUGAAAGACCAGAAACAAGACUUCAAAAUAAAAGACCCAAACAACAGAACACAAGAAAAAACCAUUACACACCAGUGGCUCUCAUCCAGUAAGUUGGAGGGCAGUUAUUUAAGGAAAGUGGACAGCAUGGGCCAAGUAAUGUUUGAUCCCUUAAGAAAAUCAACCAUGGUUUUACAAAUAAAAAAACAUGUUUACUAUGAAUGAUUCUAGAUUAACCUUGGUUUUACAAAUGGUAAUCAAUUUGGCAAAAACCAUGGUUCUACACUUUUACUAUAAUAAAGCCAGGGUUCAUUUUCAUAAGGGGUGUAAAAUCUAGGCCAUUAAGUAAAAGCAGUUGACAACCACGGGUCUACACCAUCCAUCAUGUUUUUAUCUCAGGAACAGGUCAAUGUCACAGAUAGUCAGCAUAAUCAACAGGGACUAAGUUCAACCCCUAAUCUAUAUUCUUGAUCAGUGUGGUGAUUUGUUAAGGAAGCAUUAUAUACAAACACAUAUAUAUAAACUGUUUCUUUGCCAAACAUAGGAUUUAAAAAUUUUAUGAGAAACAUAAUUAUGUAAUUAAUUAAAAAAGCAAUGGAUUUUGAUGUGUAAUAUCAUUAUUUCUUUGUAACAUCAGCAUUCUAAGCUCUUGUACAAUACCUAGAGUAAUUACUACUUUGGCAAUAAUGAUUUAUUAACUUUUCUCAGUGAAACUGGGAUUUAAUACUGUCUACUGAAAUGUAAAAUUAAAGCAUAAAAAACCAUGUAAUUUCUAACUAUAAUGGGAAUAUAUAAACAAAACAAUUCUCACAACGUUUGUCUGUUUAUGUGCAGUAAUAAAAUUCCAAAACCAA
Messenger RNA from Paramisgurnus dabryanus, 2898 nucleotides. RefSeq names its product vitronectin a (gene vtna). Gene Ontology annotation, molecular function: scavenger receptor activity; extracellular matrix binding; integrin binding. The record is from RefSeq and is a predicted model, not a curated record. NCBI's taxonomy places the organism in Eukaryota, Metazoa, Chordata, Actinopteri, Cypriniformes, Cobitidae. Gene Ontology annotation, biological process: immune response; cell adhesion mediated by integrin; cell-matrix adhesion.